CUCACCCACACCAAGCCAGAGAAAGAACAAGAGCAGCAGCAGCAAGAGGAAGAAGAGGAGGAGACCAACCAAAACCAUCGGUAUCAGAUCAGUAUUAUUCCACAACCUUGUAGUGAGGAAUGGCUCCGAGCUACGAGAUGGCUGCCUCCAUCUUGCUCUGCGCCGAGGACAGCAGCAGCAUCCUUGGCUUCGCAGCAGAGGGCGAGGAGGAGGUGCUGGUGCGGAACAGGAGGAGCGAGGAGCCCGCCAUGGAUUUCCCCGUGCCGUCGGAGGAACGCGUCGCACUUUUGGUAGAGUCGGAGGCGGAGCACAUGCCCAGGGAGGAUUACGCCGAGAGGCUGCGCGGCGGGGGCUUGGAUCUCCGCGUCCGGAUGGACGCCAUCGAUUGGAUUUGGAAGGUCCACACGUACUACAAUUUCAGCCCUCUCACUGCGUGCUUGGCCGUCAACUACUUGGACCGCUUCCUCUCACUCUACCAGCUUCCGGAAGGCAAGGCAUGGAUGACACAGCUGCUAUCCGUGGCGUGCGUGUCCCUGGCUGCCAAGAUGGAGGAGACCUCUGUUCCUCUAUCUCUCGACCUGCAGCUGGAUCCUGUCGAUCAGGUCGGGGAAGCACGGUACGUGUUUGAAGCCAAGACGAUUCAGAGCAUGGAGCUCCUGGUCCUGAGCACGCUCAAGUGGAGGAUGCGAGCGGUCACUCCCUUCUCGUACAUCGACUACUUCCUCCACCGGCUCAACGGCGGCGAUGCGCCACCCAGACGCUCCGCCCUGCGAUCUGCAGAGCUCAUCCUCUGCAUAGCUAGAGGGACACACUGCUUAGAUUUCAGGCCCUCGGAGGUCGCCGCGGCCGUCGCCGCCGCCGUGGUCGGAGAAGAGUACGCCGUAGAUAUCGACGAGGCUUGCACCCACCGUGUACACAAGGAGAGGGUGUCGCGAUGCCUUGAAGCGGUUCAGGCCAUGGUCCUGAUGGGCACCGUGCCGGUGCCACCUAAACCUGACGGCACCAGAAGAGCCUCUUCUUCCUCUGUGCCGCAGAGCCCUACCGGGGUGCUUGACGCCGGCUGCCUGAGCUACAGAAGCGACGACACAACUGUUGCCGGCUCACAUGCAGCUGCUGUCGAUGAGAGCGAGAGCUCCCCGGUUGUUAGCAGCAAGAGGAGGAAGAUUAGCAGAUGAUUAGCACAAUGAUGGAUAGAUAAAAGUCUCUUCUUUGCACUGAUCAUCACCUCCUUGAUAAAAGUUUUAAGUGUUUUUGAUCGCACUGACUGCCGUUUCAAAGAGCCUGAAGAAAGGCGAAGGAAGGGCCGCCAAAAGCAGUGCAUUUUGGACAUGACAAUUGAGCAAAGACGGUCUCGAAUAAAGAGGGUCGAUCUGAUGUGGAGAAAUGUGCUGAUUCAUGUGCUUUUGCUGUAUGCAGCCACAAUGGUGUUCCCAAAAAGAGCAAAGGUCUUGCAGAUUGACAGAGCUGAGUCGACGAGACGACCAAAAUAAAGGCAGAUGAGGUGAUGGUGACACACGUCAAGGACUAGGCACUGACCUGCGUUUGUGUUACAUAGCUCUGCUUCAUUAGCUUUGUUCUGUAAUUUCCGACCAAUUUCUUUUAUGAAAAAAUCCAGGGAGAAACAAACAAUCAAUUCUUGCGUGAAAAUAAUCGCUCACUGGUUGAACUCCACGAAGGAGCAAAACAAAGAAAUGAGACAGAACCCAUAAGAACAGGAAGUGGGUUUCCGUCAGGGGUUAUGAACUAUCAACGUCA
This is a messenger RNA of Phragmites australis (common reed), 1755 nucleotides long. RefSeq names its product cyclin-D4-1-like. Gene Ontology annotation, molecular function: cyclin-dependent protein serine/threonine kinase regulator activity. The record is from RefSeq and is a predicted model, not a curated record. Bases 120 to 1175 code for a protein of 351 amino acids. NCBI's taxonomy places the organism in Eukaryota, Viridiplantae, Streptophyta, Magnoliopsida, Poales, Poaceae. Gene Ontology annotation, cellular component: cytoplasm; cyclin-dependent protein kinase holoenzyme complex; nucleus. The transcript has 6 exons. Gene Ontology annotation, biological process: mitotic cell cycle phase transition; regulation of cyclin-dependent protein serine/threonine kinase activity.